GUCUGCCCCCUUCCCUUGGCGUAUAAAAGAAAAUGUCCCGUGUCGUUCUCCUCCGUUCUUGCGCCAUCUCGCGGCUGGACAGGGGAGGGGCGCCGAUCUCCAUCUGGCGAGCAGAGCAGGGCAGGGGAAGGGGAUCCUGGUUCUCAGCGUGUGUGAUGUGAUCCAGCUUGGGGGAGGAAGAGCUUGUUGGCCUCUUGGCAUUGCGGUCUCCUGGACCCAGAUCUUGAUGCAACUGCCGACUACUUUUUUUUUUUUUACUGAUAGAGGUGGUCUGGUUGGGUUCUUGACCUGAUUUUGUGGGGGCUUUGCCACCACGCAAGGGAGGCAGUUUGGCCUGGAUCUUUAUCACUAGCUGUUGGUCAUGUCCUUUGAGCUAGCAAGCAUUCACAUGGCAGUGGCCGCCGGUUUGGUACAUUCUUGAUGGGUUAAGUGCUGUGGGUUUGUUGUGGAGUUCUCUUCCUGGUUCCCAUUUGGGGUGGACGGUAUGUGUUGAAGGGAAAGGGGCAGAGAUAGAAAGAGCAAAAAGAAGAUAGGAGUUCUUCGGUUAAUUGUUUUUUUCAGUACGGCGCAAUGAAGCAUAUGAAACUUGGAUCAAAGCCAGACCUCUUCCAGACAGAAGGCGGCAAUAUCAGGUUUGUUGCAACGGAACUGGCAACAGACAUUGUUAUUUCCAUAGGAGAUGUCAAGUUUUGUCUUCACAAGUUUCCUCUUUUGUCAAAGAGUUCCUGCCUGCAAAGAUUAGCUGCUUCAAGCAAUGUGGAAGGCAAUGAAGAGUUGGAUAUUUCUGACAUCCCUGGUGGACCUUCAGCAUUUGAAAUCUGUGCUAAGUUCUGCUAUGGAAUGAUUGUAACACUCAAUGCGUAUAACGUUCUUGCUGCUCGCUGUGCAGCUGAGUAUCUAGAAAUGUUUGAAACCAUUGAGAAAGGAAACCUCAUUUACAAAAUUGAUGUCUUCUUGACAUCAAGCAUAUUUCGUGCCUGGAAGGAUUCAAUCAUAGUACUGCAGAGCACAAAGUCAUUGCUACCUUGGUCUGAAAAUUUGAAAGUAAUCAACCAUUGCAUUGACUCAAUUGCAUCGAAGGCAUUAAUUGAUCCAUCAGAGGUCGAGUGGUCAUACACAUACAACAGAAAGAAACUGCCAUCAGAGAAUGGCCACGAUUCUCAUUGGAAUGGUGUCAGGAAGCAAUUGAUAGUCCCUAAGGACUGGUGGGUUGAGGACCUUUGUGAUCUCGAGAUGGAUUUGUACAAGCGGGUGAUCAUGAUGAUAAAAGCAAAGGGAAGAACAUCGCCUAUAGUGAUUGGUGAGGCGCUGAGAGCCUAUGCAUACCGCAGGCUGCUGGGUUCCCUAGAAGACGCUGUGAGCAAUGGAGUUGAUUGCACUAAACGCCGUGCCGUGCUUGAAACCAUCAUAUUUCUGCUUCCCACUGAGAAAGGCUCCGUGUCAUGUGGUUUUCUUCUUAAGCUUCUCAAAGCUGCAUGCUUGCUGGAGGCUGGGGAGUCUUGUCAUGAUAUCUUGAUCAAGAGAAUAGGCACACAAUUGGAUGGUGCUUCUGUUUCGGACCUCCUUAUACCGGCAAACACUAGCGAAAACACGUUAUAUAAUGUAAACCUGAUCAUUGCAAUAGUGGAGGAGUUUGUUUCGCGACAAAGUGAUACUGGCAAGAUGAAAUUUCAAGAUGAUGAUGAGAUUGUGGAGGUUGAGAACCUUACUCCUGUUUCCAGCACCUCAAAUCUGGCUGUUGCAAAUCUUAUUGAUGGGUAUCUUGCUGAGAUUGCUAAAGACACCAAUCUUCCCCUUUCAAAGUUCAUCGCAAUUGCUGAAAUGGUGCCCCCUGCAUCCCGCAAAAAUCACGAUGGUCUAUAUCGUGCCAUUGACAUGUAUCUCAAGGAGCACCCCAGCCUAUCAAAGAGCGAAAAGAAAGCAUUAUGCAGAUUGAUGGAUUGCAAGAAACUGUCCCAGGAUGCGUGCCUGCACGCCGUGCAGAACGAGCGCCUUCCUCUGCGUGUGGUUGUGCAGGUUCUCUUCUUUGAGCAAAUUCGGGCAUCAGCCGCUUCGGGGCGGACCGAUGCCGCAGCAGAGCUCACCUCUGCUGUACACUCACUACUCCCCAGAGAGAAUGGAAACUCCUAUGGCAGCUCCAGGUCAGCGGCCACCACGACAACCGAGGAGGACGGGACCGGGGUCCCGACCUCCAGCGACAUCAACUCGUUCAGUUCACUGAGGCUGGCCAACAACAGCGGGGGCAGCGAGAGGAGCAGUGGCAGCAGCGACAUCAACAACAAGAGCUGUGACGACAAGAGCUCCAGCAAGUCCAAGGGAUCGCUCAUGCCCAAGAAGAUCCUGAGCAAGCUCUGGUCCGGGAAAACAAACGCCAGCGAGAACAGUAGCUCGGACACGUCGGAGAGCCCUGGGUCACUCAACCCGGAGGAGGUGAAGUCCACAACGUCCAGGAAUACAAGGCGUUUGGUAACCUAGUGUCAACAGAGCCAGCCAUGGUUUUUGUUUUUGUUUCUUUUUUGGCUUUGAUUUGCCUUCAGAUGAGAUAAAAAAAAGUAGUACUAGCAAUCUUUAGAAUGUGGAAUACUACUGACUGGCAGUCCCUCCGAUGGCAGAUAGUGUUUUUUAUAGCAUUGUUAUUAUGCUGGCAUUUGCUAUAGGUUUGGUCAUCGGUAAAUUUGUUCAGGAACGUUUCAUGAUAUAGUCUUGUAAUUUUUUUGGUGGAAAUAUAAAGAUAAAGGAAGGAAAGAUCUUUUAUUGACCAGUUUUCA
Molecule: messenger RNA, 2768 nt
Organism: Oryza sativa Japonica Group (Japanese rice)
Lineage: Eukaryota; Viridiplantae; Streptophyta; Magnoliopsida; Poales; Poaceae
Product: BTB/POZ domain-containing protein NPY3
Molecular function (GO): protein binding
Source: RefSeq, a predicted model, not a curated record